GUUUCUCUCUCUACCCUCAUUUUUCAAAUUUUCCCCCUCUCUUCCUCUCCAAUCCUCUCCCCUCUCUCUUCUCCGCCGCCGCCGCGUUAUCGUCGCCGGCCGCCGCCCCUCGUAGCCGGCCGCCACCCCCGCCGCCGCCGGCUGCCGCCGGUCGUUUUCCGGCGACCUUCCGGUGGGUUUCCGACGACUUUUCGGCCAUUUUCUGGCGAGCUUCCCGGGUCAUUUUUGGCCGCCGUCUCGCGUCCCUCACCCGUUUUUUGAGCCUUAGCUACAGUUCUACUUGCGUUUUCAGGUGUGUUUCUUGUUAACUGCUCUUUCCUGGAAAAUCGAACUGUAGAUUGUAGGACCGAGAACUGUAUUUGCAUGCAUGAUUUAGAAAAGGGUGAGGGAUGCUUUGGGAAUGCAUGGUUCUAUCUAUGGUGUGUGUGCUGCCCGUGUAAUUAAUGUGGUUGGUUCCGUGUUCCUUGCCUUGAUUCCGGUUGGGUUGCUUGCGAUUCAACCGCCUGUGCUUACAACUGUUAGCCUAGGUGCUCCUUAAGUGUGGGGGAAGUGAUGAACCCAUGCUUUGGUCCUGACAAGUCUUUUCUUGGCUCCACCUUUGGUUGGUUGAUUUUGCAGGAACAUGUCCCUCGACCAUCAGUUUGUGCAGGGCCUGAGCCUGCACCCAGAGUACGCGGACCAGUUCCGCGCGGUGACUCGGGGGAAAUUGGAGCGCCACCACCAUCUGGAGUGGGCAGUGUUCGAGCAGCUCCACUGCAUGCAGGAGCUCACUGCCGCCAUCAGCCACCGCGAUUGGCGGACGCUGCUGGCUAUCAACGAGCCCACCUACACUGAGCUGGUGUGGGAGUUCUACACCACCUUCAAGUACGACAGCAAGGCGGCUCAGGACUCCUCUGCAGUGAGAUUCAGGCUAGGUGGCUAUCCCCGGGAGCUGACCAUUGACGGGUUGGCCUCCGCCUUGGGGAUCCAGUAUCACCCAUCUUCCCGCCACGUGAUCGAGGUCCCGAAUCCAACAAACUGGAACAUGGAUUUGUUCUACUCGCAGAUUGCCCGACGCACCUAUGCGUUUGACUACUUCGACGCUGGCCAGACAUACGUCCGGACCCUCAAGCCGCAGUGGCACAUCCUGAACUUGCUCAUCACCCGCUCCAUUGUCCCCAACGUCACCGACUCUCACAAGAUUCCGAAGCGGGUGCUCUAUGCCAUGUUCUCGAUGCGGGACCCGGAUCACAUGCUGCAUUUGGGUUCCUUCGUGGCCACCACCUUCUCUCGAUGCCAUGGGAAACCCAACCAUCUCAAUUGUGGUUCCCUGAUCACCCAUCUAGCGCGCCAUUUCAACAUCAGCUUCCAGGGGCUCACAGAUUCUUCUGCACGGGGCGGCUCCACCCCCCUCAGCCGGGAAGUGCUCCACAAUGCACUCCUCCUGGCCACUGAUGGCACCCGCACCUGGGUGUAUAGGCUUUCCCUGCCUCCUGAUGAGGAUGUGGAUCUCGAUGAUGAUGAGGAGGACGCUGACUAUUCUAGCGCGGAGGAGGAUGAGGAUGAUGAUGAUGGCGGGGCCAUGGAUGCCGAUGAGCCGGAGCCCCCGCUCUCUCCACCAGGGGACCUUCGGCCACGACGGAGACCGGAGCGAGGUAAGUCCUCCUCCGGUCCUUCUGGUCCGUCGAUGGCUUCUGGCCCGUCGAUGGACUUCUUCACGGAGCAGUUCCAGCAGAUGGGGCUCCAGUUCCGGCAGCUCGGUCUUCAGAACCAGCAGCUCAUGGACCAUCAGGUCCAGUUCUACCAGCAGUAUUCGGCCCACCAGGCCGAGUACCAUUCCAGGCUGACGGUUGUUGACGAGCACCUCGGCCGCUUAGAGACCCAUAUGGGAGUCACGGGUGCUCUCAUCGAGCGGGAGAGAGAUCGAGGCCGCUGAUUGAUGGAGUACUCGGAGCACCUGCUCCAGGCUUGCCACCCCCCAGAGGAGCACCACUAGACCAUCCGGUGGGAUCAUUCACCACCACCACCAGAGGAUGGAGACGACGACCUCAUGAACCAGAUCGACUUCACCGGUCUAGGAGGCGGCUCCUAGUGCCAUGUUUUGAGUGUGUUUGUUUUUGUCAGUGUGCAAACUGUCUUGUGUUGGUUGAGUUUCUUUCUUUUUAUUUUGGAUGUUGUACUAUUGGGCUGACCAUUAGACCUGACGUAUUGUGUUUGAGCUCUUUGGUUUCCUUUAGCUAUGCUUGUCUUGACUGGUCCUCUCUCUAGUCCGCUUCACUCCGACUGGUCCGCUUCCAGUCUCCUGCAGUCUGUGCAUACUGGUAACAUCGUUCCCAUUUUCCUUCCCUCUUCUCCAUUGAGAGCAAUGUCGAUCUUAAGUGUGGGGGGAUGUUUAUCUUUUGACUGCGUUAGAUCUGUUUGUGUGCUUGGAGCCUAGUCCACUGUCCAAAUUUUUAAAUUUGAGGGCCCCAAGUACGUGUUCCUUGCAAUUGCCUGCUCAGUAUGCUUUGAAUUGACAGUCUCUAUAGUAAUGUGCUACCUAGGGAGGUAGUGUAUCACUAUGGAGGAUGUUGAUGCAUUUAAGAAGUCACCUUUCUUCUUCAUAUUGUGUUGGUUGAUUGUGCGAAUUAGUGAUCUUAGGACUCUUGAAUUGUGUGGUGAUGUGGACUCUCUACCUGUCAUGGACUCCUGUAUCAUGUUUUUGAAAUAAAAGGUGCUCGAAAAU
This is a messenger RNA of Linum trigynum, 2704 nucleotides long. The record is from the annotation of a GenBank genome assembly. Lineage: Eukaryota; Viridiplantae; Streptophyta; Magnoliopsida; Malpighiales; Linaceae.